This is a messenger RNA of Laetiporus sulphureus 93-53, 1617 nucleotides long. RefSeq lists its product as uncharacterized. Bases 1 to 1617 code for a protein of 538 amino acids. The record is from RefSeq and is a predicted model, not a curated record. NCBI's taxonomy places the organism in Eukaryota, Fungi, Basidiomycota, Agaricomycetes, Polyporales, Laetiporaceae. The transcript has 13 exons.
AUGCCUAUCGACAAGCCAUACAGUGGAAUAAAGCGAAAGCUCGUGUUGGGAAUAGACAUUGGGACGACCUACAGCGGCGUCUCGUUUUGCAUUCUCGACCCGGGAGAGAUCCCUCAAAUUCGCAGCGUUAUACGCUAUCCUGGACAAGAAGGAGAGAACAAGUUCAAGGACCCAAAGAUCCCCACGAUCGUGUACUAUAGCGAAGAUGGAACAAUCCUGGCGGAUUUUAUGCGAUACCUAUAUAAAUGCGCCAAGGAAUACAUCUCCGAGGAACACCCAAUCGGACGUCGACUGCUGCAGUCGGAGUCCGAUGUCGAGUUCGUUCUGGCCCACCCUAAUGGAUGGGGUGGCAGCCAACAAGCAAAGAUGCGGCGAGCCGCGGUACUUGCAGGCCUCAUCCCAGACUCGGCCGUUGGUCAAUCGCGGAUCCAUUUCGUGACAGAGGGAGAAGCUAGUCUGCACUAUUGCAUAACUAAUGGUCUCGCUGGCGACGCUGUCAAGACCGGCAACCAAUUGAUGAUCGUCGAUGCUGGAGGAGGGACUGUCGACCUGAGUACAUACAGGAUUAUGAGCACGAUACCUGUCAAAGCCGUUGAGAGCACUGCUCCGGAUUGUGUCAUGCAGGGAUCGACAUUUGUCAAUGCCAGAGCUGGACAAUUCCUCAGAGACAAGCUUGAGAACUGCCGUUUUGGCAACGAAGAAUAUGUCGAAACGAUGCUCGAGUAUUUUGAGAACUCUACCAAGCCUACAUUCAGGGACCCUACAAAGGCUUCCUAUAUUAGAUUUGGUGGUCCUCGAGAUACCGAUGAGCAGCGCGGCGUCAAGAGAGGAACGUUGACUUUGUCUGCGUCGGACAUGACUACACUCUUCCGACCCUCCGUCAGCGCUAUUGAGGAUGCAAUGAGAAGACAAUCGUCAGGGGCCAGCGGACGAAUCAAUAUGGUGCUGCUGGUGGGAGGGUUUGCGGCGAGCCCAUAUUUGCGUACCGAACUUCAGAACUACGCAAACAGCUCCGGCUUAUCGCUAUUCUAUCCCGAUAGUGGACAGAGUCAGCCCGUCAAAGCUGUCGCGGAGGGUGCACUCUCUUAUCACCUCGAUGAUGUUGUGUCGGCACGUGUGGCAAAGUAUGCCUACGGAUCGUCUUGUUCCCGUCCCUAUAUCCCGUCCUUGCCCUCCCAUGAGGCACGACAGGACAAGGUCGGCCGUGCCGCAUCGGGUCUCCUGUUUAUUCCAGAUGCCUUUACGACCAUCUUACCUAAGGGAACGCUAGUGUCGAAGGAGGAGGAGUUUGCGGAUUCAUUUGUGGGGAUCGGCCCGCUCUCCAACGUCGAUGUGAUCUUGCGAGAUGUAACCCGUUAUAAAGGAUCCGAAAGAAGCCCGCGAUGGAUGGAUGAAGAGCCGGAAAUGUAUGACACGUUGUGCACUAUACGCGCGGAUAUCUCGCACAUUCCGACAGUGCGAAAGCGAGGUCUGCAAGGCGACUAUUACGAGCAACGUACGAAAAUGAUCUUCCUGUUUGGCCUAACUGAGCUGAAGGCGCAAUUGUCUUGGAUGGAGAAUGGUCAGGAGGAAGGGAGCCCUGCCACCAUUGUCUACGAGGAGGACGAUAGUGACUAA